AACCUUAACCUACAACAAGAGGAUAAGUUAAUUAGAUACAUAGAAAGGUGUACAAGGGAUAGUGUACCACCUACACAAAGUAUUUUGAAAAAUUUUGGCAGCGCAGUUGCGCAGCAAGAGGUCUCCAAAAGCUGGAUUACCUGGUUUCAACACCGCCAUCCUGACAAGCUCAUCACUAAAUAUAACACUAGUAUGGAUUGUAGGCGUCACCUGGCUGACAACAAGCAUAAAUACAAGUUGUACUUUAACUUGCUACACUCUAAGAUGUAA
Molecule: messenger RNA, 270 nt
Organism: Didymella exigua CBS 183.55
Lineage: Eukaryota; Fungi; Ascomycota; Dothideomycetes; Pleosporales; Didymellaceae
Exons: 1
Source: RefSeq, a predicted model, not a curated record